GUUCAUAAUCAUUUAGGAGAAUGUUCCCUUAGGGUUUCUCGGAUCUAAUCUUCCUUGGGUCUCUGAAAUUUUUCAUCUCCUUCGAGGUAAAUGAUGUAGAGAACAGGUUAUCAGAUCCUUCUCCCCUUCACCCGGCAAGCCCUUUUAUCUUGUUUCCGGUUCAGAUUCUCGUCUGUCCUUUUCCAUUUCUGGAAACCCUAAUCCGGGUCUUGCAGAUCCGGUCUGCCUCCUCCUUCGCUCGGUUCCCCGUUUCCUUUGGCAUCGUGCAGAUCGUUUCUUGGAGCUCUUCGGCUGCUUCUUUCGGUCUCGUUUCUCCGGCGCGAGGAGACAAGCGAAAUAUGGUGAGAGGGAAGACUCAGAUGAAGAGGAUAGAGAGCAACGCGAGCAGGCAGGUGACCUUCUCGAAGCGCCGGAACGGGCUGCUCAAGAAGGCCUUCGAGCUCUCGGUUCUCUGCGACGCCGAAGUUGCCGCCGUCGUCUUCUCUCCUUCGGGAAAGCUUUACGAGUUCUCUAGCUCAAGCAUGAGCAACAUAAUAGAACGGUAUCAGAGGAAAGCAAAGGAUCCGGGAUCCAGUGCAGAAACUACCGAAAAUGAUUUACAGAAUCUGAAGGGAAACUCUCUAGACAUGAUGGUAAAGAAGAUUGAACUUCUUGACAUUUCGAAAAGACGGCUCUUAGGAGAAGUCUUAGAUACGUGUUCCAUCGAGGAGCUACAAUCAACGCAGAAUCAGUUAGAGAGAAGCUUAAGCAGAAUUAGGGCAAGAAAGCUCAUGCAGAAUCAAAUCUUGAAGGGGCAAACUGAGCAGCUGAAGCACAAGGAGAAAAAGUUGUUGGACGAGAACAGAAAGUUACGGGCUAAGUUUCAGAACGAUGAGCUAGAGCCGCUGAAAUCUGUGACCGAGCCUCAAGAAGUUCCUCGAGGACGGGGACUGGACGUGGAAACCGAAUUAUCCAUAGGAUGCCCUCGAAGACAACGAUUAUACAUCGAUCCACAUGAAGAUUGUUUGAGCAUACACUAGCUGUCUGAAGUGGUUUUGUUAAGAAGCUCCCAUUACUUGCAAUUCUCUCUCUCUCUCUCUAAUUUUUUCGUGAUUGAGUUCAUGACAUCUGUCUGAAGGGGUUUUGUUACCCAAAUGUUAGAAGAUGGAGGCUUUAAUCCUUCGCCUCCUUGUACUUUGGAGCAUGUAUUUGCUACUAAAAAAUAAAGAACGUACCUAGUGUUUGCGC
Rhodamnia argentea is the source of this 1227-nucleotide messenger RNA. RefSeq names its product MADS-box protein SOC1-like. Lineage: Eukaryota; Viridiplantae; Streptophyta; Magnoliopsida; Myrtales; Myrtaceae. Gene Ontology annotation, cellular component: nucleus. The coding region runs from base 339 to 1019 and encodes 226 amino acids. The record is from RefSeq and is a predicted model, not a curated record. The transcript has 7 exons. Gene Ontology annotation, biological process: positive regulation of transcription by RNA polymerase II. Gene Ontology annotation, molecular function: protein dimerization activity; DNA-binding transcription factor activity, RNA polymerase II-specific; RNA polymerase II cis-regulatory region sequence-specific DNA binding.